Molecule: messenger RNA, 2598 nt
Organism: Penicillium chermesinum
Lineage: Eukaryota; Fungi; Ascomycota; Eurotiomycetes; Eurotiales; Aspergillaceae
Product: putative SNF2 family helicase
Exons: 11
Coding region: 1-2598 (865 amino acids)
Molecular function (GO): ATP-dependent chromatin remodeler activity; ATP binding
Source: RefSeq, a predicted model, not a curated record
AUGACUAUCCAAGAGUUUGAGCGGCUUCUUCCGAAAAGAAUCACCGCUAGUCUCCAGAAGAUGGCCAGCUCAAAAGAACUUCCUAUUUUCGAGGAAACAAACACUGAGGACCUCAUUGAUCGACUCGUUGAGUACACCGGCGAAAAAAGGGACGGAGACCAAUUACAAAGAUCAGUCAACAAGUUCAAUCAUCCGCCAACGUCUGAUGGGCAAAAUGGUUGGAAAGUCCAUGGUCUGGACAUAAGUCUUAAACCUCACCAAGUGCUGGUUACCGCAUGGAUGCGAACACGAGAGCGAUCUAUGACCAAUGGUGGAAUGCUGUGCGACUCCAUGGGACUAGGUAAGACCGUGGACGCCAUGGCAAAUAUCAUGGAUGAUCGAACUUUCCUUCGGAAAAGAUCACCCAGGAGUACCCUUAUCGUUGCUCCUGCUGGUCUGUUGCAUCACUGGUACGAUCAUCUCACCACGCAUUGCGAUCCUGAAAUUACCGGUGGGGUGCUUCUUUUCAAACCCAGUCACAAGCUUCCGGUGGAUGUCGUAUCCAUGCAAGGCAUCGUACUUGCCUCUUAUUCGCAAGUACGGAGCUCAUACCCAUUACCUGCCGUCGCACCAAAAGGUCUUUCGACUGAGGCGAUCGAAGUCGCUCGCGGAAUACAAAGCAGUAGAAUGGGAACUUUACACAAAGUGGAAUGGUAUCGGAUCAUUCUUGACGAGGCUCAUGAGAUUAAGAAUCCGGAAUCGAAAACCUCACUCGCAGCUCGCAAAUUGAUCGGAAAGAAACGAUGGAUUAUCACAGGAACACCCCUCCACAACAAAAUCGAUGAACUAUUCCCGUACUUCGAGUUCCUCCGAAUUGCAGGUUGCAUGACAAUGGGGGAUUUUGAAAAGAACUAUACCAGUGAUGAAAAAGCUUCAGACUCCCUUUUUGAGCUUCUCGCUCUGAUUCUUCAUCGGAAUACCUACGAGACAAAGCUCUUCGGUCACCCAAUUGUUAAACUGCCAGGGGUUGAUCCCAAGACCGUCUAUGUCAACCCGUAUGAGCCGGAAGCCCUUCUUUAUAAACGGAUAGGCUCGAGCUGGAUCCAGAAAAUAAAUACAAAGCAAGCCCGAGAGGAGGCAUCUAUUCAGUGGGGUUUAAUCUUCGCAAUGUUCCUGGCGCUACGUAUGGCAUCCAGUCAUAUUCUCACACUUUGGCAGAGUUACGAAAAAGAAAACUACAUCGAUGGAAAGCUGCUGCUCAAUACAGGGCUUCUAGAUCGAUUCCGAUGUAUUGCCAAGUGCCAAGAGGACCAUCAAACAGACUCAGCGCGCAUCAUCUCGUCUACCUUGACGAUGGAAAAGUUCGUAAUGGUUCCAACCGCCUCUUUGGAAGAUCCUCAUAGAAUCAGAGCCACCGAUUCCGAGAAAGCAGGGAAUAUCAUUCAGGGGUUCCGGAGGAAGAUGCUCCAAUUACGCAAUAUGAACGAGUGGACAGAACGCUACGCGAGGGUUCAUUGUCCCGUCUGCCGUCACCCACCACACCGUGGUUUCAUUACCUCUUGCCAUCACUUGUACUGCGAGGAAUGCUUUUACGGUCUCACUGUGAACGAGGGUAACGAAAUAGCUACGCCAAAUUGUCGAGCGUGCAAGACACCUAUCGAAGGAUAUGCUUCUUCUGAGCAGGUAGACAAGGAAAUCAGCCUAAUUCCUUUAGCUCAAAAGCGCAAGAAGAGUGCCGGGGAUCAAGAUCAAACCAAAGAAGGCAAACAGAAAGCGGAGAACAGGAAAGAAUAUCAUCCGCUGCCUUUUAGCGUUGGUGAGGAUGAUACUUCCGACGAUUCUCCCUCUUGUGGCGAUGAAAAGGACUGGAUCAAAGUCCUUGGACCCCAGGUCCCUAGCUCGAAACUUAACAAAGUCUCCGAAAUCAUCAAAUGCUGGAUGAAGGAUAGAAGCAACAAAAUUGUGGUGUUCACUCUUUUCUUGAACACUCUCAAGAUACUUGAGCAAAUUUGCAAGCGGGAGGGUUGGAAUUUCGUCAAGCUUUCCGGAAACGUUUCUCAUGCCACUCGCAACAGCAACCUCAAGAAUUUCCGCGAGAGCAGCGAAGUAAAUAUUCUUCUAGCAACUCUUCGGACCGGUGGAACUGGCUUGGAUCUCUCAUGCGCGAACAAGUGCAUUCUUAUUGACCUUUGGUGGAACGAAGCCAUAGAAGAUCAGGCCCAAAGUCGCUUGAUUCGCAUUGGCCAGAAGAGAACAGUCGAGACCGUCCGUGUUGUCACUAAAGGUUCUCUCGACGACAGAAUGCUUGAGAUACAAGAGCGAAAAACCCGAGAAAUUGAUCAAUACAUGGGCUCUUCGGCUACGACGGAACGCAGCUUAGUAAAAGAGCUUUUAGAAAUAUUUGGCGAUGUUCGAGACGAUGGAAAGAAUUUCAUUAUCAUUGAAACCAAGAGUGACAACAAGGAUAUGACCAGUGCAGAGGAAAGGGAGAAAGCUGGUGAGGCGCCUCAGCACGAAGAAGCGAAUUUCUUGAACAACGACGAACAAAGUGAAGAUACAGAUGUCCCAGGCCAUCAGAAUAACAAGAACCAGCCAGAUAUCCUUGAAGCGACUGAAUGA